AUGGUGAGAAUAAUUAUAAAUAAAAUAAUAGAUUGGAACUCGUAUGCAUCAAGGAUAAGGAUUUAUAGAAGUUCUUUCAAGAGGUUAUACAGUACUGAAAGUGAUAAAAUUAUUGACGCCACUAAAAUCAGAAAUUUUAGUAUAGUGGCUCAUGUUGACCAUGGUAAAAGUACUUUAGCCGACCGUCUACUUGAACUCACUGGAGCCAUAAAACCAGGAAGUGAAAAUAGUCAAGUAUUAGAUCAAUUACCUGUUGAGAGAGAAAGAGGCAUAACAGUUAAGGCUGUAACAGCAUCACUAAAUUACACAUUUAAUAAUGAAGAUUAUCUAUUAAAUCUAAUUGAUACACCGGGACAUGUUGAUUUUUCUAAUGAGGUUGUACGCAGUGUAAAAGCAUGUCAAGGAGUAAUAUUAUUGGUAGAUGCAAAUGAAGGUGUUCAAGCACAGACUGUUGCUGUUCAUUCAUUAGCUAAAAGAAACAAUUUGGUUAUAAUACCCACACUCAACAAAGUGGACCUGCCGAGGGCUGAUCCAGAAAAUGUUAAAGCCCAAAUGAAAUCUCUUUUCAAAAUUGAACCAGAUUCAGUUUUAAGUAUAUCUGCAAAGAAAGGGUGGGGAGUUAAAGAAUUAUUAGAAGCUAUUAUUUCUCGAAUACCACCACCACCUAUCAGUAAUGAAAAACAUUUCAAAGCUUACAUAAUCGAUACCUGGCAUGAUAAGUACAGAGGAAUUAUGUGCUUAGCUUAUAUAGAAUCAGGAACCAUUCAAGUUGGUCAACAGGUCAAAUGGAGGUCAGAUUUGAAACAGCAUACAUUAAAGUACUUGGCACUACUUCGCCCAAACGAAGAACCAAUAGAUAAAGCCGUUGCAGGUCAAGUUGUAAUGGUGGGAUGUGGCCCAAAAAGUGGAGGUUGUGUUGGAGAUCAACUUCUCUCAUUGGAAUCAGCGGAAAGUACGAAAAUAGCUUCGGCCCCGACAGUCAAGCAUAUGGUAUAUGCUGGUAUUUUCCCAUCAGAUCAGUCUCAACAUGCACAAUUGAGCGACGCUAUUAAAAAACUCGCUUUAAAUGAUUCUGCAGUUAGUGUUAAUGUGGAUUCUAGUCCCGCCUUAGGCCAAGGGUGGAGAAUUGGUUUUUUAGGUCUGUUACAUCUCGAUGUUUUCACACAACGUCUUUUGCAAGAACAUAAGGCGGAGGCUAUACUAACUGCACCAUCUGUACCAUAUAAAAUCAAGGUAAAAGGAGCAAAACUUAUCAAACAGUACAGAGGAGAAGAGGUAAUUAUAACAAAUCCUCUACAGUUACCUGACUCAAACAAUAUCGUCGAAUAUUACGAGCCUUUUGUUAUAGGUACAAUAAUAACUCCUGUAGAAUAUAUAGGCGCAGUGACUACGUUGUGCAUCGACCGUCGGGGAACCCCCUUGCCGUCAAACGCGGUCGAUGACAAGAUGACCCUAAUGCAGUUUAUAUUACCAUUAUCAGAAGUCGUUAUAGACUUCCAUGACACAUUAAAAAGUUUGACAUCCGGUUUCGCCAGCUUCGAUUAUCAGGACCAUGGGUUCCAUCCAAGUGCUUUGGUCAGAAUGGAUAUUAUGUUGAAUGGCGUGUUAGUGGACGAGCUAUCAACAAUAGUUCACGUUAGUCGUCUGGAACAUAGCGCGAAAAGGCUAACGGCGAAAUUGAAGGAAAUGAUCCCACGUCAAAUGGUGCAGGUCGCAAUACAAGCAAUUGUAAGCGGAAAAGUGUUUUCUCGUGAAACUAUAAAGGCAUAUCGUAAAGAUGUGACCGCUAAAUUGUACGGUGGUGAUAUUACAAGAAGGAAAAAAUUACUCAAACAGCAAGCUGAAGGCAAGAAAAAAAUGAGAAGUGUUGCCAACAUCAAAAUACCUAGAGAUACAUUUAUAGACGUAUUAAAAAGA
Messenger RNA from Brenthis ino (lesser marbled fritillary), 1917 nucleotides. NCBI's taxonomy places the organism in Eukaryota, Metazoa, Arthropoda, Insecta, Lepidoptera, Nymphalidae. The record is from the annotation of a GenBank genome assembly.